AUGGCGGUUCUCGAAAUAACCCAAUUGCGUCUCAGGAAUGUUGCCGCCGACGAUCCAGCAUUGCUUGAGAACCUAUCAGCCGUGCGAGAGAAACUGCACACAAGCUCACAGUUUUACAACUGCAUCGAGGACCCCAAGUUGAUCUACAUUUUGGGCAUAUGGCCAAAUUUGGAAGCACACUUGAAGUUCCUAGAUUCUCCAGCGCGGGACGAGGUUCUCGGCCCCCAAGAAGAUAUGCUCCAAUUUUGUUGGACCGUCCAUGUGGAACUAGAUGGCAUGCAUUUGCUUCCUUUAGAGGCACCCAUAUUGGCAAUAGAGAGACUUCGUUUCAAGGAAGAAUGCGUCGAGGAUCUUGAAAGGGCUGUCACAAGCUAUGCGCAACAGCUCCGAGGCAACCACACGUUCAAAGUAGCACACGGCUGGCGAUGCGAUGCACCGGGAACUCACGAGGCGCUUGUCUUUACUGGAUGGGAGACUGCGCAGACUCACGUCAUCCUCACAGCAAACGUGGACGAUGACCACGACGUCGCCGUAUUGCAGGACCGAUCCGAGACGGUGCAAAUCAUACGCGGCAGAAAUCUGGAGCGGAACGAUGGGUGA
Molecule: messenger RNA, 600 nt
Organism: Alternaria viburni
Lineage: Eukaryota; Fungi; Ascomycota; Dothideomycetes; Pleosporales; Pleosporaceae
Exons: 1
Coding region: 1-600 (199 amino acids)
Source: RefSeq, a predicted model, not a curated record